Molecule: messenger RNA, 653 nt
Organism: Pseudophryne corroboree (corroboree frog)
Lineage: Eukaryota; Metazoa; Chordata; Amphibia; Anura; Myobatrachidae
Product: hemoglobin subunit beta-2-like
Exons: 3
Coding region: 34-480 (148 amino acids)
Biological process (GO): hydrogen peroxide catabolic process; oxygen transport
Cellular component (GO): hemoglobin complex; haptoglobin-hemoglobin complex; blood microparticle
Molecular function (GO): haptoglobin binding; heme binding; oxygen carrier activity
Source: RefSeq, a predicted model, not a curated record
AAACGUUAGCAGCUACUCACUCUCACAGGCAACAUGGUCCACUGGACAGCUGAAGAGAAGGCAGUCAUCAACUCCACCUGGGGAAAGAUACACCCGGAACAUGAAGGUGCUGAUGUGUUGAGCAGGCUGCUGAUUGUCUACCCCUGGACCCAGAGAUAUUUCAGCUCCUUCGGAAGCCUGAACAGUCCCAGUGCUAUUACUGGAAAUGCCAAGGUCCACGCUCACGGCACGAAGGUGCUGACUGCUGUUGCCAAUGCCAUUCAACACCUUGAUGACGUCAAACACUAUCUGUCCGCCCUAAGCAAACAGCAUGCCCAGGAGCUUCAUGUUGACCCCGAAAACUUCAAGCGCCUGCUGGAAGUUCUGGUGAUUGUCUUGGCUACCAAACUGGGACCUGCAUUCACACCUAAAGUCCAGGCCAUCUGGGAGAAACUCAGCGCUGUUCUGUUGGCUGCUCUGAGCCAUGAAUACCAUCACUAAAUCGCUAUAUUACCAUACCGGCAUUUAACAUCUUGUACAACAAUCAUAAUUGCUGCCAUGCGCAAAUGUCAAUGACAUUCGUUAUACAAAUGGAAUAUUUUUCUGAAAUGCUAGGUUAUCAGUUAGCAUAUACAUGUUCUAGUUUGCAUAUAAGCACAUCAAUAAAACAAAUU